CAUGUCGAGCAUUUUUCGGAAACUGAGUGAUAAUAAUUAAUAAUAAAUAAUGUGUCGCUUAGAAAUUAGCUAUUCAACCCAAGGCGUCAACUCAAAGAACUACUUUGUUCUUAGUAAAGCACAGCAACCGAGCACUAACACCGUCGAAGAACCGCUCGACCUGAUCAGACUCAGUCUGGACGAGAGGAUCUACGUCAAGAUGAGGAAUGACCGAGAGCUGCGAGGACGGCUGCAUGCGUAUGAUCAGCACCUGAACAUGAUUCUGGGAGAUGUGGAAGAGACGGUGACCACGGUGGAGAUUGACGAGGAGACGUAUGAAGAACUAUACAAGUCAACCAAGAGGAACAUCCCCAUGCUAUUCGUCAGAGGUGACGGCGUCGUCCUCGUAGCGCCACCCCUGCGGGUGGGCUGAAC
Hippocampus comes (tiger tail seahorse) is the source of this 414-nucleotide messenger RNA. It is a transcript of the gene lsm3, whose product is annotated as LSM3 homolog, U6 small nuclear RNA and mRNA degradation associated. Gene Ontology annotation, molecular function: RNA binding. NCBI's taxonomy places the organism in Eukaryota, Metazoa, Chordata, Actinopteri, Syngnathiformes, Syngnathidae. Gene Ontology annotation, biological process: mRNA splicing, via spliceosome. The coding region runs from base 50 to 412 and encodes 120 amino acids. The record is from RefSeq and is a predicted model, not a curated record. The transcript has 4 exons.